Molecule: messenger RNA, 1494 nt
Organism: Sugiyamaella lignohabitans
Lineage: Eukaryota; Fungi; Ascomycota; Dipodascomycetes; Dipodascales; Trichomonascaceae
Exons: 1
Coding region: 1-1494 (497 amino acids)
Cellular component (GO): Cul4-RING E3 ubiquitin ligase complex
Molecular function (GO): protein binding
Source: RefSeq, a predicted model, not a curated record
AUGUCAGUGGUUCCAGAAUUACCUGGGUUUUACUAUGACAAUGACAGAAAGAGAUAUUUUCGUAUUAUAAACACCGGUCAAGCUACAAGCCAGGGUUCCAGCGAUUAUAGCAUAUCGGCGGUGGCCGAAGUGAGAAGAAGACGAAAGAAGAGAAAUGUCGACCAAAAUGGAACAACCAGUCGGUCUGGUCAUUCUUCACAAUAUGGACCUGGAAAUGGACUUGGUGUACACACAUGCUGUUCAAAUACCUCGAACAGACAAGGCAGUCUGAUGUCCAGUCUGUAUCCAUAUCCACAUGGUAGUGGGAGCAGCAUAAAGCGAUACAUGCUAGCAAGCUCUGUCAACCCACGAAUCAACCGCACAGCCCAUAGUACAAUGUUGAUAUCAGCCAUGUCCCAACAAGCACAUUGGAGUCUUGAAAUGGCUUCGACUAGCGAUAAUCUUGCAUGUAUCUCAUGGAGCCAGAAAGAGCAGGUUCUCGUUCUUGGCACCAAAGAAGGACAGUGUUCAGCAGUCUCAGGAGAAGAAAUGGUGACAGACACGACAUCGCUGAUCGUGAGGCCGUCUAAUAGUAAUUCGACGUAUUUAUUGGGAAGUUUCAACUCGGAAGUCACUUCGUUGUCACUAUCAGGAGACAGUAUGGUGACUACAAGUUUAGGAGGACCAGGAAUGAGUGGACAUCUAGGUUGUACAAUAAUGAAACCAAACGAUGCUAGUAGCUAUAUACAGUUCAAAUUACCGGAACGAAAAAGUGCAUUUUGCUCUGCUGUUCGUGAAGACCCUUCUGGUCCCUACACCCGUCUUGCAGUGGGUGCUGAUACCUGUGCUUUUUGUAUUCAUCCAUAUGUCAGUGGGGCAUUUAAAGAGCGGUUUGAUACAGGAUCCGAUGUGCUGGCUGUAGAAUAUGUCGAUGAAUCACCCAGUUCUGCAAACAGCUACUUACUACUUGCCGGGUGCAGAAGUGGUAGUCUCAACCUAUUAGACCCACGACUCCCGUCUCGGCACCUGACUCCCACCAAACCGGUCACACAAGCGUUUCAUCCCAGUGCUGUGACUCAUGUAAAGUCUCUGAAUGACUCACGAUACUUGCUUGUGAGCGGCCUCGAAGACACCUUGGCCCUGUAUGAUCUUCGAUAUGUCAAACCAGGGGCUGGACCCUCUAACAGGACCCGAUCACCCUAUCUCAAGAACCUUGGGGCCCCAAGCAAGCCAGUACUCACGUAUAAUGGCUACACAAAUCUACACACUUCACGCCACGGGUUCGCAGUUGACAGCGCUUGCAAAAACUUCGCUGUUGCCUCGGACGACGGCAAAGUCUUCAUUUACAAUAUCUGGACAGGAGACAAUAUCACCAGCAGGCCCCUCCGAAAGUACCCAUUCUUCCCCUCUGCAGUAACAUGCUUAGAAUGGGCACCCUCCGGUGGACUUUUUGCUGGAUACGGAACCUGUCUACAGUACUGGUCCUGGGCGCCUUUAACCGACCAGCUGGCCUAA